UCUUGUGCGAUUGGAGUACAGGACCAUCGGUCAGCGCAGUUGCCUGGGAGGGGAGGGGGGCCCCCCAGGGGAAAUCCGAAGGCUGCCGGACCCAGACCGGAAGGCAUGUGAAAUGCCAACCAGCCAGCUGUGCCACCGCGGGCCUGGGAACUGUGAAGCCGAGUGACAGAAGCUAUGGACCUGAAAUGUCCAGUGUAGAGAAAGCCAGGGAUGGAAGAAACGUCCUCCCAAGACCAGGAAAGAUGGGGAACAGCAAAAGCCACUCGGGGAGGACUUGUUGCUCCCAGUUUCUUCCCGAGGAGCAGGCCGAGAUCGAUAGGUUGUUUGACGCCCUGUCGUCGCAGAAAGACGGUGCGGAGACCUCACCCAGGUCCUUCUCCCUGAAGGCUCUGCAGGCAAGAACGACACUGUUGCUCGGUGCCAGUGUGGAGCCAGGGAGCCACGUCGGGGAGGCGCUUCCCCCAGAGAUGCUCGCCAGGCUCUAUGACGGCAUGCGGCAGGUGUGCGGGACUGGCCCUGCGCAGGGAUCCUGCCAGAGCGUCUCCCGGGAGCAGUUCACGGUGUCGCUGUCACACCUGCUCAGGGGAAGCUCCGAGGAGAGGAGUGUCGUGAUCCUGAAGAUGAUUUCUGCCAGCGGAGGUCCCGUGAAGGCCAGAGAAGUGCGGAAGUUCACAGAGGACCUGGUGGGCUCUGUGGUGCACGUGCUGAGCCACAGGCAAGAGCUGCGAGGCUGGGCCGGGAAGGAGGCCCCGGGAGCCCCUGCCAGGACACAGGCGCUGGCUGCCCAGCUGCUGUCCGAGCUGAAGCUUCCAGGUGGCGAGAGGCUGCAGGGGCCUCAGUGGCUGGAGGGCAACUGUGACCGAGCUGCGAUCGAGGACUGGGUCUUCAGGGUCCCCCGUGUGGCCAUGUUCCUGAGCGUGGUGGUCCACAGGGGCCUUCUUGUCCUAGGCGUGCCCCCGGAUCUCGCCAUGCUGGUCCCCGAGCGCCAGGUGGAGCCGGGGCAGGAGCUGACGAGCCUGCUGGACGUGCUGGCCGUCAUCUUCCUCAGCUCCCACCUGGCCCCAAGGCAGCGGCACUGCUGGCGCCUGCUCUUUGCCUCCCACCUGCACGGGCAGAGCUUCUCGCAGCUGUGUGGCCGUGUCACCCACCGUGGGCCCUGCCUGGCCCUCCUGGAGGACCGCAGCGGCCACGUGUUCGGGGGCUUCGCCUCCUGCUCCUGGGAGGUCAAGCCGCAGUUCCAAGGGGACAACAAGUGCUUCCUGUUCUCCAUUGCCCCCAGCAUGGCCGUGUACACACCCACGGGCUACAACGACCACUACAUGUACCUGAACCACAGCCAGCAGACCAUCCCCAACGGGCUGGGCAUGGGAGGGCAGCACAGCUACUUCGGGCUGUGGGUGGACGCCGACUUCGGGAACGGGCACAGCAAGGCCAAGCCCACGUGUACCACGUACGACAGCCCGCAGCUGUCCGCCGAGGAGGACUUCCGGUUCGAGAAGAUGGAGGUGUGGGCCGUCGGAGAGCCCGUGGAGUCAGAGCUGGCCAAGGGUAAGAAAAGCGUCCUCGACGUGGACCCCGGGGCUCAGAUUUUGCUGGAGGCCACUGGGUGGACUCGGCAGAGCGCAGGGUUCCCGGAAAUCCCCGACAGCCACAGUGCCGACCAGUGAGCAGCUGGGACGCGGCCGGCGGAAGACAGAACGCACAGCCUGCUGGGUGGCGCUCGAGGUCCUGGAUCCCCUCCGCUCCCCUCCCCUCCCCUCUGCGCCCCUCCGCUCCCAUGUUGUCUAACUUGGACAUGUUGCCUGGGGGACCGUGUCCAGGUUGUCUGUGAUAUGCUGUAUCAGAACACAGCCUAUGCCAAGAAAAUCCCGCAUAUUGGUUGGGGGUUUAUCACCCAGAAACGCUGUGUGUCAAAUUAGCAGCUCAGCCUUAUACUUGUUCAUUUUGUACCAGUGGGACCCAACGACACUGAGAUGUUUGGAGCUCUGCUGGCAUGCUCGGUUGUUGGAGACAUGAGCUUCUGUCACAGGAGAGGAUGGGGUUGCUUAUUUUUCAAAAACAAACAUCCCACUCAUGGGGGAAAUAGCUGGAGAGGCUGGAGGCAGCGUGGCCCUGUGUGGCGUGGGUCUUCAGUAGGUGUCGAUCCUUAGGGCUCCGUUUCCGGCCUUCUCACCCGUGUUUAAAUGAGUCAGCCUGGCAGGAGGUGUGAGGUUCCAUCUGUGGAGAAGCAGAGUCGCACUUCUGUUGCUAACACAGGCAUUGGGGACGUUCAGGCUGGCCCGGAUUCUGGACUCUGGGUACCAGCUGCUGAAUCAUAGCCCACUCGUGCGUCACACCCGCUGCCUGUGGCGGCUUCUCAAGGGGAAGGCUGCUCAGUGGACACCAGGACCAAACAAACUCCUGGGUCCCGAAGUGCUGGAGAUUCAUCCUCAGUGGGCCAAGGCGCCAGGCCCGAAGAACGACUUAGGGGUGAGUCCUUGCCCUGGAGGGCCUCCCAAAAGGAUCUGUGAGUGCCUCUAGUUUGCCUUAAGAAAAGCCAUACUAAAUGGAGCCAGUUUGCUUUUGUUUUUGAGACAGAGUCUCGCUAUGUAGUUCAGCCUGGCCUUGAACUCACUGUGUAGCCCAGGCUGGCCUCAAACUCACAGCGAUCCUCCUGCCUCAGCCUCCUGAGCUCUGGGAUUAUGGGCAUGCACCAUUACACCUGGCCUCUGGUUUGCAUUUUGCAGAGGCUGAAUUUUCUACCAGGAUUCUGAUCAAAUCUGCCCCAUAGCCAUCCCUGACUAAGGCAGAAAGCCUUGUAAAUGGGCUUCAAAAGAAAAGUGCUGUCUUGGAUGGGAUGGGGGGAUUGCGCCUGACCCAGCCAAGGACUCAGCCCUGAUGGAGCUUGUGGAGAAGACGCUGGUUUGAAGUGUCUCGUAGGUGCAUCUGUGAGCCUCUGGUAGGACACUGUGUCCUCAGUCAUCACCACGGUCCAAAGAAUUGGGCUCCUGGUGAUCACUUUGUUUUGGAUUUUUAAAAUAAAAAUGCAGUUAAAUACCUCACUUGUUACAGGUCUACAUGGCCUGCAUUAGCUGCUGUGUUCGGGGCAGGGUAGGUUAUGGCACUGUGCACCUGGCCUAAGCCAGUGUGGCUCACCGACGAGGACCCCAGGGUGGGGGGCGUCCGCCAGGCACUCGGUCUCAGAGGGUGCUGCCUUCUUGCGACAGGCAAGGGGCAGCUGUGGGGCUUGGCCUGAGGGCGCCACUCUGUACGCCUCCCUGUCCUCACAAACUGCUCAGCGUACAAAGCUGCUUGUGCCAUCCACGGGGUCCCCAAACCCGAUGUCCCUUGUGUGGGUUUGAAAAACUCAUUUUAAUAAACGAGUUUGUCCUUUUGAGAAACUGAAAUGAGAA
Heterocephalus glaber (naked mole-rat) is the source of this 3392-nucleotide messenger RNA. RefSeq names its product MTOR associated protein MEAK7 (gene Meak7). Lineage: Eukaryota; Metazoa; Chordata; Mammalia; Rodentia; Bathyergidae. Gene Ontology annotation, biological process: TOR signaling; response to oxidative stress. Gene Ontology annotation, cellular component: nucleus. The record is from RefSeq and is a predicted model, not a curated record.